CCGAGAGCGGCAGCGGGGGCUGAGCAGCUCAGGGAGGUGCGGGCGCUGCGCGGUGACGAGGGUCCCUGGAGUGUCCCAGAAGUGUCUCCAGCCAUGGAGAAGUGGAGCCUGAUGACAAUCACGGUGUUGCUGGCACUCACCGUGCGCUGGGCUGUGUCUCUGGGCUCCUACUCAGGGGCAGGAAAACCACCCAUGUAUGGAGACUACGAGGCUCAGAGGCACUGGCAAGAAAUCACCUACAACUUACCCAUCAGGCAGUGGUACUUCAAUACAAGUGACAACAACCUGCUGUACUGGGGCCUCGAUUACCCACCUCUCACUGCCUAUCACAGUUUUGUGUGUGCUUACAUUGCAAAGUUAAUAAAUCCUGAUUGGGUUGCUCUGCACACCUCUCGGGGCUAUGAGAGUCAGCCCCAUAAGUUAUUUAUGCGUACAACAGUGUUUGUUGCUGAUUUGCUGGUUUAUAUCCCUGCAGUUAUUUUAUAUUGUUUUUCCUUGAAAGAAACAUCUGCUAAAAAAAAGGUUUCCAGUGCUCUCUGCAUCCUGCUGUACCCAGGCCUCAUCCUUAUCGACCACGGGCACUUCCAAUACAACUCAGUGAGCCUUGGCUUGGCCUUGUGGGCUGUCCUUUGUUUGUCCCAUGACUGGGAUCUCCUGGGCUCCGUGACGUUUUGCUUGGCCUUAAAUUAUAAGCAAAUGGAGCUCUACCAUUCCCUGCCCUUUUUUUGCUAUUUACUUGGAAAGUGCUUCAAGAAGGGACUGAAAGGAAAGGGGUUGGUGCUGUUGGUUAAACUGGCAGGGACAGUGCUGUUGUCCUUCGCUGCCUGCUGGCUCCCGUUCGGCACCGACGUGGAACAAAUCAUGCAAGUACUCAGAAGACUCUUUCCCAUUGACAGAGGCUUGUUUGAGGAUAAAGUAGCCAAUAUUUGGUGCAGUCUAAGUGUCCUUAUAAAGAUAAAGAAUGUAAUAUCCCCUCGAACUCAGCUAAAACUCAGUUUUGCUGUAACAUUCCUGAGCCUGCUGCCUGCCUGUAUCAAGCUCACUGUCCAGCCUUCCCUGCGAGGGUUUAAAUUUGCCUUGGUCAGCUGUGCCUUGUCAUUUUUCCUGUUCUCCUUUCAAGUCCAUGAAAAAUCGAUUCUUCUUGUGUCAGUCCCAGUCUGCUUAAUCAUAAAUGAAAUCCCCUUUAUGGCCACGUGGUUUCUACUGGUGUCAACUUUCAGCCUGCUGCCCCUGCUGCUGAAGGACGGGCUGCUGCUGCCCUACGCCGUCACCACACCCGCCUUCCUGGCCGUGUGCCUGGCCUCCUUCUCCAUCCUGGAGAAGACCUCAGCAGAGGACCUACAGCUCAAGGCCUUUUCCCUUUCCCUCAAGGGUUACGUGUCCUGGUUUAGGUCCUUUCCCAGGAUUGUCAGGAGCCUGUUCCUCCUGUCCCUGGCCCUGAUGGGAGCGCUGUCAGUGCUGAGUGCUGCGGUGCCUCCUCCCCAGCGCCUGCCCGAUUUGUUCCCCAUGGCCGUGGCCGUUGUUUCCUGCCUCCACUUCCUGCUGUUCCUGGUGUAUUUCAAUGUUGUGAUACUCUGGGACUCCAAGAAUAGAGGGCAGAAGAAGAUCAGUUAAUGAAGCUGAAGCUGCAGGACUGAGAGGUGCCAGCACUGCAGAGGAACCUGUGUGUGAUGGACACAACUCCAGGAAAGCCAGGAAAAACCUUUUGCUUAUUUAAACACAAAGCAGUCAGAGACUGUUUUAAAGGAGAAAUAUUUUGAAGAGCAUUGGGAAUGGGAUUUGAUUUGUUUUCUUGGGAAGUGUCACACUUUUGUUACCAUUUGUAAACCUAAAAUGCCUAAUAAAGGACCAAAU
This is a messenger RNA of Pseudopodoces humilis (Tibetan ground-tit), 1854 nucleotides long. Lineage: Eukaryota; Metazoa; Chordata; Aves; Passeriformes; Paridae. The record is from RefSeq and is a predicted model, not a curated record.